ACGGGAAGGAGACGAUAGUGCCGUUUCUAGAUUUAAAUCCGGUGUCUUCAUCAUAGGUUUUGAAACUUAAUGAUGAAGUCAGUAUAGUGUGACAAGUGGUAUUGGAAAGAACCAAAUGGCUCAUAUGCAGUCAGCUGCACCACAAGAUGAGUCAAUCUGCUGAUUUUUGGCUUGUAUGGGAAAAAAAGGAAGCAGCUAAUAUUUCCAUCUUUUAAAAGGUAUGAAAUCGACCGCCAGAAGUUUUCUGUGAUGUCUUCUUUUAUUAUUAUUUUUAAAAAGUAGCUACUGUCAGAAGUUUCUGUCAUGUUAUGGCUUUGUGACUGCUGACAGGUAGAGAAGAAUGUCAUGUGGUGUUUUACUCUGUGGUAUUCUCCACAGAGCAUUCUGCAAGCAGGGGGUGUGUUCAGACCUGUUGAAUCAAUGAGGAAGUAGACGGGGCAAGUCCAAGAAGGCUGACAAAGGUGUGGCUUUGCCAACACAGAAAUAUGGCGUGGAGGUAGACAGAAUAAAGCUUGGACACAACGCUGAUCUGCUCUAUUAAAGGGACUGCCUGCACUUGGACAAUGGAACAAACAAUACUUUUGUUGGUCCUUAUCUUGGAUGCAUCACUCACGCUCACAGGUAAUUCACUGAAAUUUUUUACCACCUGUAAGCAUGUUGACCUAAAAUGACAUGACUUAAGACUUAAUGCAAACAACUUGAAUGACAGUUUGUUAUUACUGAACCUAAGGCUAAAACCUCACCCGAACUGAAACUGAUCUUAAAAUGGAACCCGAAACUAAAACUUAUAUUGGGAGUUUUUUGAUGCUUGUGAAAGAGAUGAUGACUUUUUAUGAUAUACUAACACACAUAAGACUAUUAAUCAACAAGAGGUUGAGGUUGGGGGUAGGUGCCAGUUUGUUACCUUUCAGAGUGGGUUCAAAACUUUCCUUUUUGAUAAUACUUGUAGUUAGAGCUGGUUCAGGCUCAGCCCAGUUGUAGGUUAUGCUGCUACAGGUUUAGACUGCAGAGGGACUGGCACACUGACCCAUAUCCCAUUGGAGUCACUAACCAGUUUUCUGGGGGUCCCUGUGCUCCAUCAUGUUGAAUACUCUGCUUAAAGUAUAUGCAUCAGUCUCUACUCUGUCCAUCUCUCUCUUGUCAGAAAUCGACUUUUGACUCAUCUUAAAUCGGCUUCAUAUAACUCUUUAAGUCUGACAUUAACUGGGACAGAACUCUGAGUUCAUGAGGAUUGUACUGAUCAACUGCCUAGAUCGCGAGCUAUCAGGGAAACAAAACUUGACACUUGACACACUCACCUCACCUCCCCCCUCACCUCACCUCAUGUUACCUCCUGGCAGUCAAAGUUGUCACGUCUCAGCAAGAUCCCCGAGCUGAAGCAAAGAAUUUCAGGUUCUACAGGAAGCACCUGAACACGACCCUCUUCGACCCUGCAACCUCCAUUGAGUGAGUUGGAAGGCACGGCCCCUUCAUUGCCACGCCAACCCAAAUGAGGGGGCUGAUGGGUCACACAACAGCUGUCAUUGUCCUCGUAACCCGGUUGCUUUCAGUUCACACCUGACCCAGUCACCGGAGGUCCAGUGGAAAGCUCCGGAUCGGUAAAGAGGCUGUUAUGAGGAUGGGCUUGGAGGUGUCUCACAUUCAGGGGCAGCUGAAUGUCCCUUAGCCAGGAAUGGAGCCAGCUCUCCCAGCUGCACUAAACAAAGUUGGCAUCUCUGACCCCAUCUCCACCUGUGGCAGAGACAUAGGAUAGUUUAGCAGGCGGCUGAACACCUGGCUGUCUAAUGCCUUUGGUUCUCACAGUUUAGGAUUCAUGCACUUUUAAUGUCUUCUGGGACAGGAGACAUCUGUUUGGGGCAGACGGGCUUCAAUUUAACAGAUAGGGCCAACCAUGUCCCGCCACACUCACAUCACAUGUGCCCACGUUGACUCUCUUGUUACCGAUUGAUGAACAAUUCCACAUGCUCUAAUGGACUAGGACCACUCGAUUUAGGCUAUUUGACAGCUUCCCAUUCCCAACAUUAGGCUAUUUACUGAUUAUCAUUUAACUGAUUGAUUGAGUGUGAUUUAAAUCAAUUAACAUUGAUAAAACUUACCAUAAUGUCCAAAUGUUUUCCAACAAUGAGAGGAUGUUUUGUCUCGUCUGUGUCUCUACAGGAAGCCACGGUCACACUUUUGAAGAAGGGACACACUGGGAAGUGGUUCGACCUGUAAAAAUACACUCAAUAAGGAAAAGACAUAUAGAGGUAGGAUUUUUCUGUCAGUGUUGUUCUCCGUCUUCUGUAAAAUAAAGUUUUAUUGUAUAGAGUAAUGGAAAUACAUUUUAUCUUUUUUGGCAGGGGCACAGGCCUCAAACUGUAAAUUAUGCAAUCACUCUAGGAGGAAGAGCGAUUGAAAUGCAACUUGAAAAAAAUAAGUAAGUUUAUACUUUCAUUGAGUCAUGCUCUUGUCAUGAGGCAAAAAUGCUGACUACUUGUUUUUGGUUCACUUUGUCAUGAUGUUGAAAAUAUGUUUUAAAAAUGAUGAUGUCAACUUGUAGAAUACAAGUUGUAUUUACACUGUCUUUUCUCAGAUGUAAGUUUUUAUGUCUUCCUUAUACAUGUUAUUAUUUAACCUUUAUUUUACCAGGAGAAAAAAAACUCAUUAUUGAGAUUAAAAAGCUAUUUGUCAAGAGUGUGCUGGCCAAGAUAAGCAACGGCACAUUAUACAAAUUUUCAGAUAAAGAGCAGCCAUUCAACAUACUAAAGAGAACAUGUUUACAACAAAUAUGUCUAACAAAGGAGGUGUGUGACAAAACACACAUUGUGGAAAUUCAAAUUUUGUUAUCAUCUGUUGUCGUCAUCAGUGAAUUAUUAACCAAAGAGUACACUGAGACUCACUAUCAAGAUGAUGGAACUCGGGUCACCACAUCGCCGACUGACAUCGUAAGUGUUGUAGUUCUGUUUCAGCUGUGUUAUCUGUUUUUGUUCCUCAUCUGUGACGUCAAUUGUAUGCAAUUAUCUCCAACACAUUUUUCAAGAUCCUCUGAAAUAUUUUGUAAAUUAUACAACUCUCCUCUUGGAAAAGUAAAAAAAAAUGAAUAAAUUAUUGGAAUUUAAUUUAAUUUGUAAAAAAGGAAAAACCCAGUUUCUUCUUUCAUGAUGAAGUGAAUAUAUUUGUGGCUUUUUCAGGAUCACUGCUAUUAUCAUGGGAAACUUUUGCAUGACAGUGAAUCAUCUGUUAGCAUCAGCACUUGUAAUGGACUCAAGUGAGUACUCAAACCUUUAAACUGUCUUACUUCUGUCUAUACACACAGUAUAUACACUGUAUAAUGACGGCUGAAUGACUAUGGGUGAUUAAUGGGCGAUGAACAGAGCUUUUUUGCUGUAAACACUGUCCUUCUGCAUUUAUGCUGAGCAACUCCAAAGCAAUGUCUGUUCAAUGAAGCACUAACUGGGAUAUUGAUUUAGGGGUUACUUCAGAACAGCUGAGCAGAGGUACCUGAUUGAGCCUCUCACUGGAACUGAUGAGGGAGAUCAUGCCGUGACAACACUGAACACCACGGAAGCAACACCGGCAGUGUGUGGAGUUACCAACACCAGCUGGAACACCGACUUCGAAGUCCUAACAAGCCGCAGUCGAUCCAGAUCAGGGGUAACACUAUGCUCUCAGAGCAUCUGGCAUUUUUCAGGAUAAUAGAUGUCCUAUGUCAAUGGGAGACGACUAAAAGAGAAAAUGACAAUUUAUCCUAUAACUGACAUAGAUGGUCCAUUGAUGACUUUUUUAAUUUUAUUUUAGGCCAAUGAACAAAAUCAGAAACUUUCAAACUAAUUUGUUCUUUUGUAUUUCAGAGUUUAUCCUUGGUUCAGCAAAAGAAAUACGUUGAGCUUUUCCUUGUAGCUGACAACCGCGCGGUAAGACAUAAACAAUGGCAUACCUGUAAAAAAAAACACAAAAUGAAUCAGGGUUUAUUGUCCUGGCUGCUCUUAAAUUUUGUUAAGUGAUAUAAAAAAAACUUCCUGUGCUUUUUAGAAGUUACAUUAUUCUAAGUGUAUCAUCAUAAACCUGGGACUGAAAAUGUUUUUGUGUCUGAUCAUGAUAUCAUGCUGUUUUAGUUUUUGAAGGCGAAGCGAGAUCAGGCAGCGCUGAGAAGGAAGAUGUUUGAAAUGGUCAACUUUGUAAAUCUGGUAAGUCUGUAUUUUGGUUAUUUGAGAGGUUUGCAAGUGCAGUACGAUGUGUCAUGUUCUGUUUCUGAUGAUGCUGGUGUUGCUUGCAGGCAUACAAGCCCCUAAAUACCUUUGUUGCCCUGGUGGGAUUGGAGAUCUGGUCAAAAAAGGACUUCAUUUCUGUGACCCCCCCAGCUGGCGCUAACCUGGAUGCUUUCAAAAACUGGAGAAAAUCUGACCUUAACAGCAGACAAAAACAUGAUGUGGCCCAUCUGAUCAGGUUUGAACACUUUAAAAAAGUAAAUAUGAUUAAAUUAAAUUCAAAUGGUAAAUUCAAUGGCCUUGAUAUGCAGCUCUCUGUUCACUGUCUUUAUUGGGAUUGUUGGCAUGUUGUCAGUUCUCACAAUUGACCUGCCAGCCAAUGCUAUAAAAUCCAUCCAUCCAUCCAUCCAUCCAUCCAUCCAUCCUUUCAUCCUUUCAUCCAUCCAUCCAUCCAUCCAUCCAUCCAUCCAUCCAUCCAUCCAUCCAACCAACCAAUCAACCAACCCUGGUCUUUCAAUGUUUUCACCUUUAGCCAAAUAUCACUGAUGGCAAUUUUUUUUCAGCUGGCCUUAAAUCCCCCUCAAUUCCAGAAAUUUGAAAAUAAAACCCCCCUCCAUAUAGAUCAGGACAAAAAUGGUAAUGAUAAAAAAAAAAAACUCCAGGGAUAUCAGUAGGUAUCCGAACAGGACAUUGAGCUUUGUACCAGUUUAUGAGUUGGAAUUUGAAUGUGUUUAAUGUUUUCAUUAUAUGACUUCAUGUCUUUCAGCGGUAUCGACUUUGAGGGAGCAACUGUGGGGCUGGCUUAUAUUGGGACUCUUUGCUCAAGUCACUCUGUUGGAGUUGUACAGGUAAGGUGUUUUUUUGUAGGACCAACAGAUUGUGCCACAUAUGAGAUCUAUUAGCACCAUCAAAUGUCUUAAGCCACUGGCACACAACAUGGAUCCUGGCAUCACUUUUUUCUAUGAGGGAUCCGGGGUGGGGAUGGUUGGUGGGUGGAGGCUCAUCUUUCUAGAAUACAUGAGGUACAGCUGCACAUUUCACAUAGUUUAUUGACAGAUUUAUCACACUACAUCUACCUUUCUAAAUUUAGCAAGAAAAUAAGGAAAUUUGUGUUUGGUUGAUCACUUCUUAGUUGUAAAAAUGCUUCGUGUACUGUUGGAAAGCCUGUUUAUUUCCAUCUUUUAUGGUUCCACAUUUGUAAGGAACACACAUUUGCAAAUUUCCCCACUAUGGGAUGAAUUGAGGUUUAUCUUAUCUUUGUGGGAUGAGCAGCAGAGCGGAGUUUGUGGGUUGCGCCCACGAUAAACCUGCCAAAUCUUCUCACAUUCUGCCACUGACUCUUGUUUGGUGGAUUGGAUGACUGAAAUCUGUCAUAGUAUGUCAUAAAAUCCAGAUUUCUUCAGUUCCUUUGUCAUCCUCCAGAGUCAGUGAUGGAUCAGUUUUUUUAUAUCAACAAAACAAGGGCAAAUAUACAGCUACAUCCAGACACAGUCUAAAGACUCUGAGAGCCUUUAGACAAGACCUUAAGGUUUUUUGACAGUGAAUGAUGGAAGUAAAUACCAGGAUGUGUUCAUACUUUCCCCCAAUAAAGUUUAUAACAGCAAUAUUUGUUUUUCACAUCAUACAUCCCUAUCUGUAAAAUUGAAAGGACUCGCUCAGUGCAGUACAUUGUAAAUUUAUUUAUUUAUUUUUCUACUUUGUUUAUGAAUGUUCGGCUGUCCAUCUCAAUGUGCAGAAGUAUUUGAAUUUUCCAUCUCAGUGAUAUUCCCUGGUAGGUGAAACCACAACUACCUUUUAUAGCAGUGUUUCACAUUUUGUAGUGCCACCGCUUUAGGGAAGGAUGUCUAGACUACAAAAUGAGAAUGGAGGAACUAAAACUGUGAUAUUUGCAAUCAGCUGGUUCACACACUGUUGCCUGUUGCAGACCUUCUCUCAAGAAAAAGGAAGUGAUUAUUUGUGAGUCAAAUUGAAAGAGUUGUCUUGGUAUUUUUUCACAGGAUCAUAGUGACCGGGCAAUUGCUGUGGGAGCAACUCUGGCUCAUGAGAUGGGCCAUAACCUUGGAAUGGACCAUGACGACUCCAGCUCCUGUAGUUGUUCUGGGGAUAGCUGCAUUAUGGCCGCAGCACUUAGGUAAGAAAUAGUGUUAAGAAGCAUCAGUAAGAAAUGUUAAAAAACCUCCAACACAAAAUGCAACCAUGAAAGUACAUCAGACGUAAAAAUCCCAAUUGCUAUAGAACAAAAUUUUAAAGUCAGCAUCUAUGAUGUUAGGAGGUUGUGUUAGUGCCAAUGACAUGGGCAACUUGCAAAUCUGUGGAGGCUCCAUUAAUGCUGAAAGGUACAUACAGGUUUUUGAGAAACAUACAGAAUGCUGCCAUCAAAGCCACGUCUUCUUCAUGGCUGUCACUAGUUUUUUCAGCAAGACAAUGCAAAGCCACAUUCUGCACGUGUUACAACAGUGUGGCUUCAUGGUGAAAGAGUGCAGGUACUAGACUGGCCAGUUGAGACGUGUCUCCCAUUGAAAAUGUGUGACGCGUUAUGAAGCGCAAAAAAAAGGGAGACCCCGGACUGUUGAGCAACUGGAGUCGUUCAUUAAGCAAGAAUGGAAAUCAUUCCACCUCCAGAGCUUCAACAAUUAGUGUCUUCAGUUCACAAAUGCUUAUUAAGUGUUGUUAAAAGGAAAGGUGAUGAACAUGCUCCUGUCUCUGCCUUUUUGAGUGUUGAGUGAAUAUUUGAAACAAGAAAAAAAGAGUUUGAACGUGAAAUACCUUGCCUUUACAGUGAAUACAAUUAAAUAAAAAAGGAUUUGCAAAUCAUUGUAUUCUAUUUUUGUUCCUGUUUUACACAACAUCCCAACAUCAUUGGAAUUGGGAUUUGUAAUUAUAUUCGAAAGAAAUUCAUAAUGAAGAUGUUAGUGCUUGCAGUGAUUAUACUUUUUCAUGGAGAAGAUGUGGUUUCUGAAUUUAUUAAAACUUCAUUUUCUAAAAACGAUAUGGCUUCAAAGUUAACAGGAUUUUUCUUUCCACAGCUGGAAUGUUCCUCGGUCUUUCAGUGGUUGCAGUAGCAGCAACUAUGAAAAAUAUCUGUUAAGGUCCAACCCCACCUGCCUGCUCAACAAACCUGAAUACGCCAGUCUUGCGUCUCCUGCAGUCUGUGGAAAUGGUUUCUUGGAGACAGGAGAGCAGUGUGACUGUGGCACCGUUGAGGUAACUGCGCCGCGUAUCAUUGGAACAUAAAAAUUGAUUCUUUCCUGUUAAUAAAUAACUGUAUGAUGGAGUAAUCAAUGUACUCUUUCGCCACCCUGUGUUGUUACAGUUAAUAGGUCAAAAUAUGGGGCGCUAAAACAGCUAAGCUACCAACACCCCACUCUGCACCCUGUUAAAUGCUGCCACUAAAGAGUGACUGAGUUUAUAUACAUAAUUACACCGGUUUUCUCUUGAUAUAUUUUGACAAAGAUAAAAACAAAUCUGCAUUUUAGUCUGUUCAUUAAAUUGCUUUAGACUAGACUUCUGGGGCUCUCAGGGAUUGGACACUGUGUAUGAGUGUUUGACGAUGAGUGUGUAGCCUUCAGGCCAGAGGAAGGAUGAAUGAGCCUACUUCUGGAUUGCCUAAAAAAGGACACAAAAGCUCACUCAAAUAACAAAAGCAGGAAAAAAACAACAACUAAGAAAUUUACAUGAAACAGUCAACUCCAGGAACAUUCUUAAGGUUAAUGAAGAGAAGUCUGAAUCAUAAAGUAAUCAGUGUUGUGUUUUCUUGUAGGAUUGCACUAACCCAUGCUGCAAUGCCACAACCUGCACCUUAAAGCCAGGUUCUCAGUGUGCUGAAGGAGAGUGUUGUGAAAACUGUAAGGUGAGUAAAAAUAAAUGGUCCGUAAUGAUGUGUAUGCUUCAAUCACCUAUGCAUAUUUAUUUCCAUAACAUCUUUGCUAUCUUGGAAAUUGUAGAGAAGAAUACAACUUUUGAUAUAAUCACAGCCAUCAUUCUGGGACCCAAGUAUAACCUAAAGAUGUGACUGUAUUUACGUCCUUGAAAUACUCUGAAAAAAGUGGGAUUAUCAUAUAUGGGAUAUUGUAAAAAUUAUGUAAUGUUGUUGGGUUUACAUUACAAGUUGUCUUACAACAGAAUAGAACAUCAUACAUACUUACUUUAAAAUCCACUCGCUUCCUAAGACCAGCAGCUAUUGGAUAAUAAAUGCUGUGUGUUUCUGAGACAUCCAGGGGAACUUAAUCCUCUCCUGACUCUCCUGAUCCAGUCUCUCAAAAACAAAGUGAAUCUGUGCUGAUUUAUCUAUCUUUUUUUUAUGGAUUGUGCAGAUCUUGCCCCGGUCAAAGGAGUGUCGCAGUAAGCAUGAUGAAUGUGACCUGCCAGAGUACUGUGACGGGAAAAGGGCCACUUGUCCUGAGGAUGUCUUUGUUGUGAAUGGUCUUCCAUGUGAUGGAGGCCUGGGAUACUGCUUCAAUGGCCAGUGUCCACAGAGGCCAAACCAGUGCAUUAAGAUGUAUGGAUUUAGUAAGUGUCCUCUUGGUUUUUGGUGUGUUUUGUGUCCUUUCUCUCUACAAAAUAAACCCAAUCCUAAAAUAUCAUUUGAUCAGAUGCUAAAGAGGGACCUUCAAACUGCUAUAACCAGAAUACCAGAGGGACCUACUAUGCUUUCUGCAGACGCCCUUCAAAGAAUCAGUAUAUCCCCUGUCAGAAGCAGUAAGUUGAUUUGCAACAUAUACCACAGCACCAAGAAGCACCAUGCAACGGACCUUUCUUGUCUGUGUAAAUGUUUACAUUGAAAGGACAAUUUCGGAGGAAAUAAUUUAAAAAAUAUCUUUAUUUUUGUAGAGAUGUACUCUGUGGGAAGCUCUUCUGCACCAACGGGAAGGACAGCCCAAACUACGGUCGAAUGGUUAGGUUUGGUAACUGCAAGGCAUCUUUCUAUGAGGAUCACCUUGAAGACUAUGGCCAGGUGGAUGAUGGGACUAAAUGUGGAGAUGGAAAGGUAAUGGCCAGUGGUACCAUUAAGGUUGGAGCUAGGGUUAGGGUUAGGUGUGGGGUUGGAGCUAGGGUUAGGGUUGGAGUUAGGGGUAGUGUUGGAGCUAGGGUUAGGGUUGGGCUUGGAGCUAGGAUUUUUCUGAGUGCAAUGAACCAACUCCCGAGUCUCUAGGAUGUUCCUAAAAAAAUUUGAUUUUUUCCCAUAGGAAUGCAUGGGUUAGGGUUAGGGUUAGGGUUGGAGCUAGGGUUAGGGUUAGGGUUAGGGUUGGAGUUAGGGUUAGUGUUGGAGCUAGGGUUAGGGUUGGGCUUGGAGCUAGGAUUUUUCUGAGUGCAAUGAACCAACUCCCGAGUCUCUAGGACGUUCCUAAAAAAAUUUGAUUUUUUCCCAUAGGAAUGCAUGGGUUAGGGUUAGGGUUAGGGUUGGAGCUAGGGUUAGUGUUAGGGUUAGGGUUGGAGUUAGGGUUAGUGUUGGAGCUAGGGUUAGGGUUGGGCUUGGAGCUAGGAUUUUUCUGAGUGCAAUGAACCAACUCCCGAGUCUCUAGGACGUUCCUAAAAAAAAUUGAUUUUUUCCCAUAGGAAUGCAUGGGUUAGGGUUAGGGUUAGGGUUGGAGCUAGGGUUAGGGUUAGGGUUAGGGUUGGAGUUAGGGUUAGUGUUGGAGCUAGGGUUAGGGUUGGGCUUGGAGCUAGGAUUUUUCUGAGUGCAAUGAACCAACUCCCGAGUCUCUAGGACGUUCCUAAAAAAAUUUGAUUUUUUUCCCAUAGGAAUGCAUGGGUUAGGGUUAGGGUUAGGGUUGGAGCUAGGGUUAGGGUUAGGGUUAGGGUUGGAGUUAAGGUUAGUGUUGGAGCUAGGGUUAGGGUUGGGCUUGGAGCUAGCAUUUUUCUGAGUGCAAUGAACCAACUCCCGAGUCUCUAGGACGUUCCUAAAAAAAAUUGAUUUUUUCCCAUAGGAAUGCAUGGGUUAGGGUUAGGGUUAGGGUUAGGGUUGGAGCUAGGGUUAGGGUUAGGGUUGGAGUUAGGGUUAGUGUUGGAGCUAGGGUUAGGGUUGGGCUUGGAGCUAGGAUUUUUCUGAGUGCAAUGAACCAACUGCCGAGUCUCUAGGAUGUUCCUAAAAAAAUUUGAUUUUUUCCCAUAGGAAUGCAUGGGUUAGGGUUAGGGUUAGGGUUGGAGCUAGGGUUAGGGUUAGGGUUAGGGUUGGAGUUAAGGUUAGUGUUGGAGCUAGGGUUAGGGUUGGGCUUGGAGCUAGGAUUUUUCUGAGUGCAAUGAACCAGCUCCCGAGUCUCUAGGACGUUCCUAAAAAAAUUUGAUUUUUUCCCAUAGGAAUGCAUGGGUUAGGGUUAGGGUUAGGGUUAGGGUUGGAGCUAGGGUUAGGGUUAGGGUUAGGGUUGGAGUUAGGGUUAGUGUUGGAGCUAGGGUUAGGGUUGGGCUUGGAGCUAGGAUUUUUCUGAGUGCAAUGAACCAACUCCCGAGUCUCUAGGACGUUCCUAAAAAAAUUUGAUUUUUUUCCCAUAGGAAUGCAUGGGUUAGGGUUAGGGUUGGAGCUAGGGUUAGUGUUAGGGUUAGGGUUGGAGUUAGGUUUAGUGUUGGAGCUAGGGUUAGGGUUGGGCUUGGAGCUAGGAUUUUUCUGAGUGCAAUGAACCAACUCCCGAGUCUCUAGGACGUUCCUAAAAAAAUUUGAUUUUUUCCCAUAGGAAUGCAUGGGUUAGGGUUAGGGUUAGGGUUGGAGCUAGGGUUAGGGUUAGGGUUAGGGUUGGAGUUAAGGUUAGUGUUGGAGCUAGGGUUAGGGUUGGGCUUGGAGCUAGGAUUUUUCUGAGUGCAAUGAACCAACUCCCAAGUCUCUAGGACGUUCCUAAAAAAAUUUGAUUUUUUCCCAUAGGAAUGCAUGGGUUAGGGUUAGGGUUAGGGUUAGGGUUGGAGCUAGGGUUAGGGUUAGGGUUAGGGUUGGAGUUAGGGUUAGUGUUGAGCUAGGGUUAGGGUUGGGCUUGGAGCUAGGAUUUUUCUGAGUGCAAUGAACCAACUCCCGAGUCUCUAGGACGUUCCUAAAAAAAUUUGAUUUUUUCCCAUAGGAAUGCAUGGGUUAGGGUUAGGGUUAGGGUUGGAGCUAGGGUUAGGGUUAGGGUUAGGGUUAGGGUUGGAGUUAGGGUUAGUGUUGGAGCUAGGGUUAGGGUUGGGCUUGGAGCUAGGAUUUUUCUGAGUGCAAUGAACCAACUCCCGAGUCUCUAGGACGUUCCUAAAAAAAAUUUGAUUUUUUCCCAUAGGAAUGCAUGGGUUAGGGUUAGGGUUAGGGUUGGAGCUAGGGUUAGGGUUAGGGUUAGGGUUAGGGUUGGAGUUAGGGUUAGUGUUGGAGCUAGGGUUAGGGUUGGGCUUGGAGCUAGGAUUUUUCUGAGUGCAAUGAACCAACUCCCGAGUCUCUAGGACGUUCCUAAAAAAAUUGAUAUUUUCCCAUAGGAAUGCAUGGGUUAGGGUUAGGGUUAGGGUUGGAGCUAGGGUUAGGGUUAGGGUAAGGGUUGGAGUUAAGGUUAGUGUUGGAGCUAGGGUUAGGGUUGGGCUUGGAGCUAGGAUUUUUCUGAGUGCAAUGAACCAACUCCCGAGUCUCUAGGACGUUCCUAAAAAAAAUAGAUUUUUUCCCAUAGGAAUGCAUGGGUUAGGGUUAGGGUUAGGGUUGGAGCUAGGGUUAGGGUUAGGGUUAGGGUUGGAGUUAGGGUUAGUGUUGGAGCUAGGGUUAGGGUUGGGCUUGGAGCUAGGAUUUUUCUGAGUGCAAUGAACCAACUCCCGAGUCUCUAGGACGUUCCUAAAAAAAUUUGAUUUUUUCCCAUAGGAAUGCAUGGGUUAGGGUUAGGGUUAGGGUUGGAGCUAGGGUUAGGGUUAGGGUUGGAGUUAAGGUUAGUGUUGGAGCUAGGGUUAGGGUUGGGCUUGGAGCUAGGAUUUUUCUGAGUGCAAUGAACCAACUCCCGAGUCUCUAGGACGUUCCUAAAAAAAUUUGAUUUUUUCCCAUAGGAAUGCAUGGGUUAGGGUUAGGGUUAGGGUUAGGGUUGGAGCUAGGGUUAGGGUUAGGGUUAGGGUUGGAGUUAGGGUUAGUGUUGGAGCUAGGGUUAGGGUUGGGCUUGGAGCUAGGAUUUUUCUGAGUGCAAUGAACCAACUCCCGAGUCUCUAGGACGUUCCUAAAAAAAUUUGAUUUUUUCCCAUAGGAAUGCAUGGGUUAGGGUUAGGGUUAGGGUUGGAGCUAGGGUUAGGGUUAGGGUUAGGGUUGGAGUUAGGGUUAGUGUUGGAGCUAGGGUUAGGGUUGGGCUUGGAGCUAGGAUUUUUCUGAGUGCAAUGAACCAACUCCCGAGUCUCUAGGACGUUCCUAAAAAAAUUUGAUUUUUUCCCAUAGGAAUGCAUGGGUUAGGGUUAGGGUUAGGGUUGGAGCUAGGGUUAGGGUUAGGGUUAGGGUUGGAGUUAAGGUUAGUGUUGGAGCUAGGGUUAGGGUUGGGCUUGGAGCUAGGAUUUUUCUGAGUGCAAUGAACCAACUCCCGAGUCUCUAGGACGUUCCUAAAAAAAUUUGAUUUUUUCCCAUAGGAAUGCAUGGGUUAGGGUUAGGGUUAGGGUUAGGGUUGGAGCUAGGGUUAGGGUUAGGGUUAGGGUUAGAGUUAGGGUUAGUGUUGGAGCUAGGGUUAGGGUUGGGCUUGGAGCUAGGAUUUUUCUGAGUGCAAUGAACCAACUCCCGAGUCUCUAGGACGUUCCUAAAAAAUUUGAUUUUUUCCCAUAGGAAUGCAUGGGUUAGGGUUAGGGUAAGGGUUGGAGCUAGGGUUAGGGUUAGGGUUAGGGUUGGAGGAGUUAGGGUUAGUGUUGGAGCUAGGGUUAGGGUUGGGCUUGGAGCUAGGAUUUUUCUGAGUGCAAUGAACCAACUCCCGAGUCUCUAGGACGUUCCUAAAAAAAUUUGAUUUUUUCCCAUAGGAAUGCAUGGGUUAUGGUUAGGGUUAGGGUUGGAGCUAGGGUUAGUGUUAGGGUUAGGGUUAGAGUUAGGGUUAGUGUUGGAGCUAGGGUUAGGGUUGGGCUUGGAGCUAGGAUUUUUCUGAGUGCAAUGAACCAACUCCCGAGUCUCUUGGACGUUCCUAAAAAAUUUGAUUUUUUCCCAUAGGAAUGCAUGGGAAGUGCCAACCCAAUUUUUCACCUUCCAGAAUUGUGUUAGGAGCACGUUUCAGGGCACGGGGAGUCUAUAGAACCUAAUUCUGGGGGAAGUUUUUUGAAAAGUUUACUUAGGGUUUGGGUUAGGGUUAGGGUUGGAGCUAGGGUUAGGGUUAGGGUUAAGGUUGGAGCUAGGGUUAGGGUUAGGGUUAGGGUUAGGAUUAGGGUGGAGCUAGGGUUAGGGUUAGGGUUAGAGCUAGGGUUAGGGUUGGUGCUAGGGUUAGGGUUAGGGUUAGGGUUGGAGCCAGGGUUAGGGUUAGGGUUGGGCUUGGAGUUAGGGUUAGUGUUGGAGCUAGGGUUAGGGUUGGGCUUGGAGCUAGGAUUUUUCUGAGUGCAAUGAACCAACUCCCGAAUCUCUAGGACGUUCCUAAAAAAAUUUGAUUUUUUCCCAUAGGAAUGCAUGGGUUAGGGUUAGGGUUGGAGCUAGGGUUAGGGUUAGGGUUGGGGUUGGAGUUAAGGUUAGUGUUGGAGCUAGGGUUAGGGUUGGGCUUGGAGCUAGGAUUUUUCUGAGUGCAAUGAACCAACUCCCGAGUCUCUAGGACGUUCCUAAAAAAAUUUGAUUUUUUCCCAUAGGAAUGCAUGGGUUAGGGUUAGGGUUAGGGUUAGGGUUAGGGUUAGGGUUGGAGCUAGGGUUAGGGUUAGGGUUAGGGUUGGAGUUAGGGUUAGUGUUGGAGCUAGGGUUAGGGUUGGGCUUGGAGCUAGGAUUUUUCUGAGUGCAAUGAACCAACUCCCGAGUCUCUAGGACGUUCCUAAAAAAAUUUGAUUUUUUCCCAUAGGAAUGCAUGGGUUAGGGUUAGGGUAAGGGUUGGAGCUAGGGUUAGGGUUAGGGUUAGGAUUGGAGGAGUUAGGGUUAGUGUUGAAGCUAGGGUUAGGGUUGGGCUUGGAGCUAGGAUUUUUCUGAGUGCAAUGAACCAACUCCCGAGUCUCUAGGACGUUCCUAAAAAAAUUUGAUUUUUUCCCAUAGGAAUGCAUGGGUUAGGGUUAGGGUUAGGGUUAGGGUUGGAGCUAGGGUUAGGGUUAGGGUUAGGGUUUGGGUUGGAGUUAGGGUUAGUGUUGGAGCUAGGGUUAGGGUUGGGCUUGGAGCUAGGAUUUUUCUGAGUGCAAUGAACCAACUCCCGAGUCUCUAGGACGUUCCUAAAAAAAUUGAUUUUUUCCCAUAGGAAUGCAUGGGAAGUGCCAACCCAAUUUUUCACCUUCCAGAAUUGUGUUAGGAGCACGUUUCAGGGCACGGGGAGUCUAUAGAACCUAAUUCUGGGGGAAGUUUUUUGAAAAGUUUACUUAGGGUUUGGGUUAGGGUUAGGGUUGGAGCUAGGGUUAGGUGUGGGGUUAAGGUUGGAGCUAGGGUUAGGGUUAGGGUUAGGGUUAGGGUUAGGAUUAGGGUGGAGCUAGGGUUAGGGUUAGGGUUAGAGCUAGGGUUAGGGUUGGUGCUAGGGUUAGGGUUAGGGUUAGGGUUAGAGCUAGGGUUAGGGUUAGGGUUGGGGCUAGGGUUAGGGUUAGGGUUGGGGCUAGGGUUAGGUGUGGGGUUAGGGUUAACACUAGAAGGACCACAGAGCAGCCAUUUGGCUUUACCCCCCUCAAGGUCCACGGGGCAGCCGAUCGGCUGGAAGGAUUUUAGCUAAUAUCCUAAAUCACCUGUGAGCACUCAUUUUGUUAUGCAAACGAGGUGAUCGUUGGUGCACCACAGGAGGGGACUGGACUAAGUGGUGUAUGCAGUGGGAAGGGACAACAGAAAGGAAGGGAUCAACACACAUGGGUUGUUUACUUUGUUGCUGAAGUUUAUUGAUUAAAAAUAAACAAAAUUUAAACAACUGUAUAGAAUAAGAACAAGAAUCAGAAUCAGAAUCACAAGGGGUUUUAUUGCUAUUGUCAAUGAACAGGUUUCACAGACUAGGAAUUUUUUACGGCGUGAUGGUGCAACAUUAAACAGAGUAUAAUAUGUAAAAUACAAGAAUAAAAAAUAAGAGCAUGCAGGACAUAUAUAAAGUAUAAAAAGGUUGGUGAUGGACUUCAGGUGAAUAUGCAUCAUCAGGAUACAGUGUUAGACUCUCACUCACAAUCCUGGCACUGCCAUGGUAUCUCCCUUCUGCAUUUCCCACAUGUGUAUCUGUAGCAGUCAACACAUCGCACAGUGGCAUGAUUGUUCUUACACUGAUUUUUAACCUGGCACAUGGCUCUUUUCCCAGGGCUAGGUGUGGAAGGUUGUUGCCGAAGCAAUUCUUCCUUUCAUGCCUUCUUCGCAGUCACAUGAGAGUUAGCCAACUCUCUUGCAAGCUCCACCAGGAAGUCCACCCGUCUCUCCUUCCUCCCGGUGCAUGCUUGAUACAGCACAUGUGCAUCCAAUGCUGCCAUAUCAAUCAUGUUAUAGAACACAGCGACUGGCCAGCGCCAUGUUCCUGUGCGGACAGUGUACUCCCGCUCCAUCUGGUCCAUCACAUCCACGCUGCACUUUGUAGCAUUGUAAAGUUCAUUGCAGUCCCUCUGUCUAGAUGACUGUGGAAUUUCCUGGCGAAUCUUGUUGACUGUGCCUAGGAUGGUGGUUUUCCGCCUAAGCAGUUGUUGCGCAAGUGACAGUGAUGUAAAGAAAUUGUCCGUGGUAACAUUUCUGCCCUUGUCCAGGAAUGGUUCCAUCAGCCUCAUGACUACAUUCUCGGACAGUCUCUCCCCACUGGGACGACUGGGGUCCUUGCCAAGAUAUGGGAGGACAUUGCAGAUGUACUUGGAUUUCAAGUCACAAGCCACCCAAAACUUGAUCCCAAACUUGUCAGGUUUCGUUGCAAUGUACUGCAGGAAACAGCAGCGAGUCUUUGGGGGGAAAAGCUGUUGGUCAAUGGUGAUGUGUCGACCAGGGUUGUAGGAUGUGAUGCAGUUGGUGACAAAUGAUGACCACACAGCAGAAAUUGCAGCAAACUUGUCAGUCUUUGUGCACUCACUGCGGGUGUCCCUGUCAUCAAAGCGUAGGUGUCGCAUGAUGUCUUUGAAGCGAUUUCGGGGCAUGGUUGCCAUGAUCUGGGGGUUUCCCAGGUUUGCUCACCAGCAAACCAGAAAAUGUGAUAAAUUGUCAAUCAAAUAGUGAUCCUGUGAAUGGGACUGGUUGCAUUCACCUGAGUCGUUAUGGUCAUUCUCACAUUCAUACUCUCAACAGCUUCACCAGAGUAUAAAAAAUGUAGUGUCAUAUGCAAACAGUAUGCAAUUUAACAAUUUAGAUACAUUUACAAUGUCAUUAAUAUAAAGUACAAACAGUUUUUGUCCGUGGACCGACCGCUGGGGCAUCUGCUGAGGUGCAGGAACAUCAGGAGAAGUAGAACCAAACAAAACAAACAGAGGCCCAAACUGUCUGUGCAGUGGCUAUGGCUGAAGCAGUUUCUGUCUACAGUUGUUCUCAGGUUGGAAACUCCCCUCCCCCUCCCCACUCACUCUCCCCACAACACAAGUUUCCUUGAAAUAACUUAGCAUAUCCCCUCCUGUGGUGCACCAGCAAUAGCCUCGUUUGCAUAACAAACUGAGUGUUCAGAGGUGAUUUAGUACUAGCUAAAAGCCCUCCAAGCCAUUUGGCUGCCCUCUGGUCUUUAUAGGUAGAACAGCAAAAAGCCGGUCCUUCUAGUGUUAAAGAAGAUUUCCCUUUGGGGAUCACAAAUGUUCUACUGUAUAAAAGUAAACAAUGACAUGUGACGGCAUACGCUGAUUUAUUUCUUUUAAAGGUUUGCAGCCAGAAUGAAUGUAUGGAUCUUGAAGCUGCCUACAGGAACACAAACUGUUCCGCAAAAUGUCCAGGAAAUGCUGUAAGUAUUCUACACGCCAACACUGCUCAGGAUUUAUAUUAUACUGAUUAUUUAAUAAGGAGUUUGGAAUGUAGGGUAACUAUAGAGUGUUUUUUUGGUUGAGGUUUGUUUAUGGCUCCUCAGACCGUUGUGUAUUGCUAUCGUGCGGUCGUUACUAAAGUAGGUAGAACUAGAGAAGCAAGCGGUCUGCAACAUUCAUCUCUCGAGGGGGUGUCUAACUCGGUGUUACGGUGUGUUUGACCCUAAAUUAAUUUUACGCCGGAAUAUCCCUUUAAGUAAUAUGACUUACCAAAUCUUAUGUAAAUUAAGAGACCCCGGACCACUCAGGACCAAACACUAUAAAUGACAAACUUCCUGUUCAGAGAUUGAGCUUACUGAUUUGAAAAAUGAAUUCCUCAUUUGAGAAUUGAGACAAAGUUUGUCAAAGUUAAUACUGGCAUAUUUUCCUACAGCGAUGGUACUAUUGUGAUGUUUAAAACAAUAACAUCUAACAUUCAAAUGGUUUCUGUCCUCAUCAGGUGUGUAAUCACAAGGCUCAAUGUCAGUGUAAACCUGGUUGGUUGCCCCCAGACUGCGAUACGGAGGAUGAAGAUACUCUCUCAACAGGUUCGACUUCCUCACAACUGUUCACCUUGUUUGACUGCAGACAAUGACGUGUACUUUCUGUUUAACAAAACCUUUUCAUUCCAUUUCUGCAGGAGCCAUUAUUGCCAUAGCUGUGACGUGCAUACUGGUGGUUGUAGGACUCAUUGUUGGUGUUGUGGCGUUCCUCAAGAGACAAUGACAAAGUCCCAUUUUACUAAUGUAAGUUAUCAUCAUUACUCUGUGAUGGGCAGGCUACUUUUAAAAUGUUGUGAGGUGAGAAUGCGUGGCUAUGGUGCUAUUAUGAGCAAUAAAUUAUUUAUUUAUUUUUCAAAUAAUAUUUUGCUCCUGGAAGAAAGGUUGUUCAAAACUGUGAAAUCUGUCACAUCUGUCAUGGAUGAACGACACAUUAAAACGAUAAAGACUCUUCAUCAUCAUCAUUCAGCUGACCUGAGCUAAUGUAACAGGCUUAGCCAAUAGAAAUUCAUGAUGUUAUCUUUGGUAUGGCUUUAAUUGACUUGUUAGUAAUAAUAACUUCUCAGUUAAAAUAUAUCUCUGUCUCCUCCUUGCUUCUGGCGGCAGCAUUUAAUUAUUUCUCUGGUGUGUACAUCCCUCACACCAAGUGACACCCACCCACUCUGGCCACGUCACUUGAAGUCUUUGAUUAAAAGUCUUUUCAACUAAAUCAACACAGACCAUCGUAAGAUAUACAGGCAUGAUUUUGUCCUAAUGAGCAAAAGUUUGAUCCAUAAUUGCAUCCGUGGUAUAAGAAAUCCCAGAAUGCCUUGUGCGGGGAUGUGCGGUGUGCAAUACGCAAUGAACUGGGAGGCAAUUUUCUUAGAUACCUUAUGACACAUUUGGUGUGCCAGCACCAUCUUUUUAAUAAAGUCCAUACUUCAGCUAUGUGAGUUUGUUUUGUAGUACACCACCAUUUGCUUUGGUCUGCCAGCACAGACCAAAUUCAGCUUUGAGUGUCCAAAACCACUGAAAGAUGUUCGCCCACUACACAAAUUAAACCAUGUCACGUGAACAUGGAUUAUUAAGCUUGUGAUGGCCUCCAAUAAUUUUACCCCUGAUGUGAGGAUAAAGGGGAGGAGGAGACCAGGUGUCAUUGUUUUUACUUCAUUAUUAGGUUGAAAGUGAGAAAAGGAAAGAGGAAAUGUGCCUAAGUGUUUUGAUUUUGUUUUUUUGAUUCGGACAGAAUUUUUUUUUUCAGUUUAAAGUUCUUAAUAAAAUAGUACUUUUUUUAGUUUCUGGAUCACCCUGACCCAAAGUCAAAGGGCAUCCUUCGAAGCCAAGUUUUUGAAUUCCAUGUGACUACAAACAAGGUUCAUCAGCCUGAUGGUAAAAGGAAGGAAAUGUUGUCACAAGACUUUGUCACAGACAUAACCACAAAAACACAUGAAAACACACAUGCAUGCACUCCUCAUGGCACAUUCGGUCAUGAACCUUUUUGUGACCUGGUUGUCCAAUGCUGGGCCAGAAAGGGUAGCAGUCAAAGACUCAGUCGGAGAAGUCAACGGGAAGGAGAGAGGGCAUGUAGCUGGCAUGUUUAUGGGACCAGUACAGGCAGGCUAAGUAUGAAAGGGUCUUUACAACAGCAGAUCUGAAAGGUGUGAACGGCAAGGCAUCUGACAAAGCAGUUGAGUGAGAGUGGUGAGGCUUUUGUCCCUGAUCAAGCACAGGAGCACAGUUAGGUUUGACUAAUGGGUUUUGAGGUUUUAGUAAAGAUGAUUCAGCAGAUAAUGAACCUUGUAUGUCACACCAGGAGAAUCAGCCUGAGGUCCAGAACACUCCUUGUCAGCCAGGAGCGGGUUUUUGUUUUGAUAAGGAGCCUGUUUUACAGCUACAACUAGUAGCAGCAACAGCUACUACUGUUGCUUCUGGCUGUUGUGGGUACAUUCUGUUUAAGGCAGAGGAACAAGAAACAGACUGAAGUUUAUAAGUCAACUUGAACCUGGAGCAGGAAAAGAUGGUGUGUUACUGGGUCACAACAGGUUAGCAGACAUCUCAGCUUCAUGACUAUGAGUGAGGAAAAAAUGGAGUUGAACCUUUUUGUUGAGUGAGGACUGGUGUUGUAGGCCAAAGUAAUUUGAAUGAGGUGGUCAUCCCAUCCAAGUGACCUGGCUAGUAAGUGUUCUGUAAAAUCUCUCUAUCAUCCCAUCACACUGAGGAUGAUAAGGGCUAGUUCUGGUUUUCAGGAGUUGACACAAGAGGGUGCUUUUGCUGCAUUUUAACAGACAGAGGUGCGACCUCCUCACCCCCUACCACUACGAGAGAUAGUGUCACGCACCUUUCCAUAUAAACGUCCAGACUAGAAUGAGUCACGUUUUUCAGUAAAAUAGGUAUUCCAACUUUACACAUCACUCAAAACAUCCAGUUAAUGCAAAGGAUCACCUAUGAUUUGGAAAUGCAUCUAACUUCUGGUUUGUCUUCCAGGUUCUGAGUACCUCCACCAAAGGCCUGACACAGUGCCACCUACUGGCAAUGAGGACCUUUUUUUUCUACUGUGGGAAGCUGCUGGCAGUCCAGAAAAGGAGUUUUUUUUUUAAUUGUACAGUCUCAAUUGUUUUCACUGUGUUUUUUUUUACUGCUGUGCUUUGUGAAGCAUCAGGAACAUUACUGAUUACACGUACAGAGUAAACCUGAGAAACUGACUUCUUAUUGUCAUUGUCCUGCUACACACCGAGAGCUUUUUAUUACACCUACUAAUGUUAGGGCACUUAUUUAUUGAUUAGCAUUGGAGCACUUUUUGGAACAGCUGCGUUACUUUUGCAUAUAUUUUUUUUAACAUGUUAGUGAUACAGUUUAUUGCUCAAGAAUGGAUCGAUUGUAAAACAAUAACCUGCUGCUGAGUUAGCAUUAUAUUUUAUCAUUUCAUUCCUUGUAAAUAUCCUGAAUUUGAAUUAGAUUUGAUAGUGUAGGCAUCCUGGCACUCUUACAUUAUGGUGCAAUGCAAUAUAAAUAUUUGUAGUCGGAGAUUUCAGAUUUGAAACAAACAUUGAUUAUAAGGACGUCGUACUUAAGUCUUAAAUGUUUGGUUGAAUUAUGUCGCAACAUUUUUCAAGUGAACCUCAAGCUAAACCUUAUUUAAAAAAAAAAAAGGAGUGGACAAAUGCCAAUGAGUCUUAGUUUAAGAAUUAUAAAACAUUCAACAAUUUUCAGCUAGGAACUUUGGCUGCAUGUCUUCCCCCCUGCUCUCUACCCACCAUGUUCCUGGUCUCUCUUAAACUAUCUUACCUAAUGAAGACUUAAUCAAAAACUUCUGUUGUUUUAAUAUCUAUUUUAAACUUUUCAUAUCCAUCUAUGCAUUUGUAUUCAUGGUUUAUUUUCAGAAACUUUCGCACCCUGUUUUCCUUUUGAGAAAUGUAUAACUCUUUCAGUGUUUUUUUAUAAAUCAAGAACUGAAAAGAUGAAUUGCAAUAUAUGACAAAGGAGAAAUGUUGUGUGUAUACUUGAUCGUUAAUUCAUGUGAUAAAUUUCUUUUUAUAAAAAAA
Messenger RNA from Xyrichtys novacula (pearly razorfish), 21189 nucleotides. Lineage: Eukaryota; Metazoa; Chordata; Actinopteri; Labriformes; Labridae. The record is from the annotation of a GenBank genome assembly.